Dipodomys ordii (Ord's kangaroo rat) is the source of this 1483-nucleotide messenger RNA. RefSeq names its product non imprinted in Prader-Willi/Angelman syndrome 1 (gene Nipa1). The transcript has 5 exons. Gene Ontology annotation, cellular component: membrane. Gene Ontology annotation, molecular function: magnesium ion transmembrane transporter activity. The coding region runs from base 110 to 1042 and encodes 310 amino acids. Gene Ontology annotation, biological process: magnesium ion transport. The record is from RefSeq and is a predicted model, not a curated record. Lineage: Eukaryota; Metazoa; Chordata; Mammalia; Rodentia; Heteromyidae.
AUAACUGGGUGCUCUGUAUUUCAGGUGGGUGACCAGAACCAGCUAGAGGCCCACAGGAGGCAGAAGGUGUUGUGCUCCUUACACAGAGGACGCAUACUGCACUACCUCGAUGUGGGGCACAGAGUCCUAUGGAGGCCCCAGAUCUUCUUCUGCGACUGGUGAAGCCGUGGAUUCCACUACCUCCUCUGCUGCCAUCAUGGAUGGAUCCUCUGCCUUGAUCUCAGGAGCAGGUACCUCCUAUUUAACAGACAUUGUCUGGUGGGCUGGCACUAUUGCAAUGGCUGUUGGCCAGAUUGGGAACUUCCUGGCGUAUACUGCAGUUCCCACAGUCCUGGUGACUCCUCUGGGUGCCCUUGGAGUGCCUUUUGGGUCCAUUUUAGCUUCUUAUCUUCUGAAGGAAAAGCUCAACAUCUUAGGCAAGUUGGGAUGUCUGCUGAGCUGUGCAGGCUCUGUUGUACUGAUUAUACACUCCCCAAAGUCCGAGAGUGUCACAACACAGGCUGAGCUGGAGGAGAAGCUGACCAAUCCAGUGUUUGUGGGCUACCUAUGCAUCGUGUUGCUCAUGCUGCUGCUGCUCAUCUUCUGGAUUGCUCCGGCCCACGGGCCUACCAACAUCAUGGUCUAUAUCAGCAUCUGUUCCUUGCUGGGGAGUUUCACAGUGCCAUCUACCAAGGGCAUUGGACUGGCAGCGCAGGACAUCUUGCACAACAACCCAUCCAGUCAGAGAGCCCUGUGCCUGUGCCUGGUGCUCUUGGCUGUGCUGGGCUGCAGUAUCAUCGUCCAGUUCAGGUACAUCAACAAGGCACUGGAGUGCUUCGAUUCCUCUGUGUUUGGAGCCAUCUACUAUGUAGUAUUCACCACACUGGUCCUGCUGGCCUCAGCUAUCCUCUUCCGGGAAUGGAGCAACGUGGGGCUGGUCGACUUUUUGGGCAUGGCCUGUGGAUUCACAACUGUCUCUGUGGGGAUUGUCUUGAUCCAGGUGUUUAAAGAGUUCAAUUUCAACCUUGGAGAGAUGAACAAAUCUAAUAUGAAAACAGACUAGGAGGCAAGCCAGGGGGUGGGGGGAGGGGGUUCUUGAGGAGCAGACUUGGAGCUGGUCUUUGGUCUUCGUUGGAUGUAAAGUAGAAGAAACUGUCAAUCUCUGUGUUCUGAUGGUGGUCUAAUAGACAAUGGGGAGUCUGGCUUAACACCAGGACACAAACCCCAUCCAUCCCCUUGCAGCCCCAAGCUCCCAGUGGUUGUCUUGGGUAUUAUCUUUCUUUGAUAAGACAGAUUUCAUUUUCAUUAACCUGGAAGCUUUCAUGACUACUCUUUCCUUUGGAAACAUUUUUUUUAAACAUGAUUUAAUCUGAAUAUUAAGAUGAGCUCUUUUUAAUUAUAGUCUUUGCAGGAGGACAGAUGUUCUGACAUACAAGAUGACUUUGGGAAUGGGGAGGAAAAUGUCUUGACAUCUGGCUAUGUAUAGUAAAUAUGACUGAACUUG